CCUCCGUAGAGGUCAGUGUGAUGACCAAAAUCCUCCGUCAGUCGACAAAUCUGUUGAAGAGCGAGAGGGACUCACCUUGUACUGUUCUCUCAAAGGGAGGAAGGCAAGAAACUAAAGGAGCAGGCUCCUCCUAUGAUGACCUUCCUUAAGAGAGCUCGUUCCCCUUCCCUCUCCUUCUUCCAGACAGUCGUGUCCCUCCUGCUGAGCACCGUGGCCCUCACAUCCCCCUUCUGGUGCACAGGCAAGCAGAAAAUACCCAAGCCGCUCUGCACGGCCAACAAGCUCACCCGGUGCAUCCCUGUGCCCGGUUUGUCCAACAACUCUAACAUCCAGUUCUUCUGGGAGACGGGUGACGACCGCUUCGUCUUCCCCACCUUCCACACGGGGCUGUUCAUCAUCUGCGAGGAGAACAUCUAUGUGGACGAAUGGGAAGAGAAGUGUCGAGGCUUUUACAGUUUGACUCCUGAAUCAGAGGAAGCGAUGAUGUGGCUCUGUCUUACGCUGGAGUUCAUGUAUGUUGGUCUGCUGCUGGUCAGCUGCCUGCUGCUAUCUGGCCAGCUGUGCAUCAGGGCCUGGUUCCCCUCCACGGUACGCUGGGGCCAGUUGCUCAACUCCUUCGCAGCUGUCUUCACAGUUCUGGGAGGUCUGCUGGGAAUGGUGGGUCACAUGAUGUUCAUGCAGGUGUUUCAGACCACUGUUUCGAUGGGACCAGAGGACUUUAAACCUCACAGCUAUGGCUACUCCUGGGCAUUCUAUGUGGUCUGGGUGGCGUUCACUGUGUGCAUGGCAGCAGGCGUCUCCACCCUGAACAACUACACCAAGACUGUCCUGAUGGUGGGACCCAGGAGCACCUCAAGCCUCAACCCCUGCAGCUUUAACUUUGUGGGACUCCUGCCACCCGCUCCCUACUACACCCCCCCAAACCUACCGGUCACCCAAUCUGAACCCCUAUCUGCACCCCUGCCUGCUCCCAUGAUCUCCCACCUGUCUCCCUACUACGAGCCUCCAUUAGCGUCCUCCCCGCCCGCAUCCCCAAGGCUCACACACUCCCAGUCUCUUCCCCUCACACACUCAGACUCCUUCCCUUCUCCUCCGACCCACCCUGCACCUGCUUCCCCCUUCCACCGUCUCUCCCUGCCCUCCCCCUCUCUCUCACCCUCCAUCUCUGUUCACAUGAUGCUCCCAGAACACAAAGAGAAUCCCUUCGAACAGUACGAGGACUACAGCCCACUCUGAACUCCUACAGGCACAUAUUCAUAAUUAGUUUUUACUGAAAUUCAAGAGCAGAAUUUGAAUUUCCCUGUCUAAGGCUAC
Messenger RNA from Cyprinodon tularosa, 1314 nucleotides. Its product is annotated as germ cell-specific gene 1-like protein. The transcript has 6 exons. The coding region runs from base 133 to 1236 and encodes 367 amino acids. The record is from RefSeq and is a predicted model, not a curated record. NCBI's taxonomy places the organism in Eukaryota, Metazoa, Chordata, Actinopteri, Cyprinodontiformes, Cyprinodontidae. Gene Ontology annotation, cellular component: plasma membrane.